Molecule: messenger RNA, 5049 nt
Organism: Uranotaenia lowii
Lineage: Eukaryota; Metazoa; Arthropoda; Insecta; Diptera; Culicidae
Exons: 1
Coding region: 1-5049 (1682 amino acids)
Source: RefSeq, a predicted model, not a curated record
AUGCUUCGAACACCGCCAAAUCCCACUCGUCAGGAAUCACAGGAGCAUUGGUGUGUGGCGUGCGAUAAACCUAACUCCGCCAGCGAUCUCGUCCAGUGCGAUACCUGUAACGAUUGGUGGCACCAAACGUGUGCCGGAGUCACAGGAUCGGUCGAACACCGCCCAUGGAACUGCAGAAAGUGCCUUCCAAUAGUUCCAGCAGGCAGUAUCCGUUCUCUCGGCUCAAGUGUACGAAGCAAUCGCAUCCAACUCCAGUUGCAGCAGCUUGAAGAGGAGCGCGCUCUGGAGCAACAGGCCCGCGAAUUGAAACUGCAGGCUAAACUCGAAUCCAUUCUGGCUGAAAAAAAGUACAGUAAGAAAAAAUUCGAGCUUCUUCAAGAAGAAUGCGAUGCUAUAGAUGAAGAACGCAGUGUAUGCAGUAAAAUAAGUCAAUCAGAAAAACACCAAAUGAUUGAAAAAUGGGUUGUGAAUGCAGCGAGUCCCGAAAAAAACGAUGAAAUUAGCAACACGCUUCCCAAACAAGUUGAAACGUCAAAACAAUCGACGAACAAAAAGUCAGUCCAGAAACCAGUCGUCGAUCAAAAUUCAUUGACUGUGGGAAACUUCCCUCAAUGGAAGUCUGUUGUGACUGGAAAAAGCGCAUCAAUAAUCCAGGAUCCGAAAUCGUUAGAGCAGGCUAUACCAGCGUUUUCCGAGAAGCCAUUCGAAUCAUUACCUGUCUUCCAGAACCAGGUAAAAACGAUUGUUUCGUCCACUGCUUUUUCUUCGAUUGCCUCGUAUUCAAGAGGUACACACACAGUACCAACGAAAACACCACUGGCCAUCGUGAAUGAAACGAAUUCGUUGCACUCCCCGAUUCCUUCAUCGCGUGUGAUUAAAUCGUAUCCAGCUAGAGGUACAAUGUCCUACACCGUUUUGCAACAACAUCAACAUCACGAGCCGCAUCAACAACAAAUCUUCCAACGUCAACAGAUACAGCAGUUUUAUCCAGAGGUAACGGAACCAACAAAUGUAGCAGUGCCUCAUGUGAUCCCCCCAAGUCAUCAAAAUCCAGGUGAGCCCGUUUCAUUAUUUCCCUCUGAUGGACAAGCAUCAGGACCCCAUGAAAGUAGUGCCCUCGAACCUCUUUUAAAACAGCUCGGUUUGGGCCCUAACGAACAAGUCAUAUUUACCAAUCCAUUGACCUCAUAUCAACCUACCCCCUCACAACUAGCCGCUCGACAGCUUAUGGCUCGUGACCUUCCCAUAUUUGAUGGUAAUGCAUCCGACUGGCCCAUAUUCAUAAGUAGUUUUACUAACUCUACUCUCGCUUGCGGAUAUAGUUCUACAGACAAUCUUAUUCGCUUACAAAGAUGUCUGAAAGGGGGGGCGUUGGAAGCUGUGCGAAGUAGCUUAUUACUUCCAGAGUGUGUACCUGACGUGAUAGAGACGCUCCGUAUUCUUUAUGGUCGUCCGGAAAUUUUAUUAAAAUCCUUGUUGGAAAAAAUCCGUUCGAUUCCAGCCCCCAAACCGGAAAAAUUAGAAACUUUGAUUGAUUAUGGCUUAGCCGUCAAAGGUUUGUGUGCCCAUAUGGAAGCGGCGAAUCAACAGAACCACCUUUCAAACCCAUCUUUACUUAUGGAACUUGUUGAUCGGCUACCGGCACAUUUGAAAUUAGAGUGGGCGAACUUUAGUGCUGAUAUUGUCGACGUUAAUUUGCGGAACUUCAGUACCUUUAUGACUGGUUUAGUAAGAUCGGCUAGUCGCGUUACUUUGUACAAUGGUGAAAAAUCACACACUAAGAACGUUAGUAUACACACUCAUUCUGAAUCAAACACUCCGGUUGAGUACACUCCUGUGGGUAGAGUUUGUCCUGCUUGCAGCAAAAAUCAUCGAUUAUCUGAAUGUGAAAGAUUCAAAUCACUCGACAUUGAUGAGCGUUGGAAAUUUAUCGAAACUGAAGGAGUAUGUCGAAAUUGCUUAUACAAACACGGAAAAAGAUCCUGCCGCAGCAAUAACCGUUGUGGAAUCAAUGGAUGUACCCAUCGACAUCACUCUCUGCUCCAUUCCGUCCGUUCAGCCACAACCCCUCCGCCUUGUUCCUGCAAUCGGUCUGCCAAUGUUAGCACUCAAAAUUCAAAAAUAAAUAGAACGCCGGCUUCGGGUGAAAAUCAUACCCACUACGACAUCGAUAGGUGCUUCCUUUUUCGAAUUCUCCCCGUGACUGUUUAUGCUAAUGGAAAAUCAUUGACAACCUUUGCGUUCAUAGACGAAGGCUCGUCGCUUACCCUAGUGGAAGAGACUCUUGUAAACGAGCUUGGUGUCGAAGGCACAUCCCAAGUACUGUGUAUGCGCUGGACCGGAAACGUGACACGUACAGAGCUUAAUUCCAAAGUGGUCGAUUUGACAAUAUCAGGACCAAGCUCUCUCAAAAUGAAUUUAAAGGAUACCCGCACUGUAAAGGAUCUUUCAUUACCCCGACAGUCCCUCAACUACAAAAGUUUAGCAGCACGAUAUCGACAUCUUAAAGGCCUACCUGUUGCUAGCUACUACAACGCUGUUCCUCGAAUACUGAUAGGCGUAAACAAUCUUCAUUUGACCGUUCCGUUACGCAUUAAGGAAGGUCUCAGGGAGGAUCCCACUGCAGCAAAAACCAGAUUAGGUUGGUGUGUCUACGGUGGCAUGGCGUGUGAGAAGUUGAAUGAUCAACCUGCUGAAACACCCGUCUGUUUCAUAAACUGUCACGCGUGUGAUUGCUCGAGCGAUAAAAAUCUUCACGACUUGGUUAAGAACUAUUUUGCGAAAGAAGAUGUGGGGGUUUCUCCGCCAGUUGCAUUAGAGUCUAAGGAAGACAGCAGGGCUCGUCUACUGUUGGAACAAACAACUACUAGAAUCUGUGACAGGUUUCAAACAGGAUUGUUAUGGCGGUUCGAUAACUUUGAGCUCCCCGACAGCUACCCGAUGGCCGCCAAAAGAGAAGAGUGCCUUCAACGAAAACUGAAUAAAUCUCCAGAGCUACGCAUUAAUCUUCAAAAGCAACUAGAUGAAUAUCAAAUUAAAGGAUAUGCCCAUCGAGUUACGAAAGCGGAACUCGAGGAUACAGAUCCACGUCGAGUAUGGUAUCUGCCCCUGGGGGUUGCCAUUAACCCUAGAAAACCAGAAAAGAUCCGAAUGAUUUGGGAUGCCUCAGCCACGGUGGAUGGAAUUUCACUUAAUGCAAUGCUUUUGAAGGGCCCUGACGAACUUCCUCCCUUACCUUGGAUACUAUUCCGCUUCAGGCAAUUCCCAGUGGCUGUUUCGGCGGAUAUCUCAGAAAUGUUUCAUCAGGUGAGAAUCCUUCCAGAGGAUAAACAAGCGCAACGCUUCUUAUGGCGAAAAGAUCCUAACCAAACACCGGAAAUCUUUGUAAUGGAUGUGGCAACCUUUGGUUCCACUUGUUCUCCGGCAUCCGCACAGUACAUUAAAAACAAAAAUGCACUUGAAUUUAAAGAAAACUAUCCACGGGCUGUAGAGGGAAUAGUCAAGGGUCAUUAUGUUGACGAUUACGCUGACAGCUUCGAAACGCCGGAAGAGGCAGCUAGGGUCUCUCAAGAAAUUCGAAUGAUACACUCGAAUGGUGGAUUCGAUAUCCGGGGUUGGAUUUCAAACAGCACACAAGUUCUCAACGAUUUGGGAACAAGUUCAAUACAUCAAACAAAGAAUUUGGAUCUUGAUAACAAUAAUUUCGAUCGUGUCCUUGGAAUGCAUUGGACCUCUGUGAGCGAUUCGUUGAGUUUCUCUACAACACUUCCCGUUGAAUUUCAAGAAAUAAUUUCAUUCGGGGAAAAACCAACAAAACGUCAAGUUCUAAGAUGCUUAAUGAGCUUUUUUGAUCCUUUGGGACUUCUGGCAGCCUUCAUACUCCACGGAAAGGUACUUCUCCAAGAUAUUUGGCGAUCCGGGAUAAAAUGGGAUGAAAAGAUAGACGAUCGAUGUUUCGACAAGUGGCAACAAUGGACUGAUCAAAUUCCUCUUAUUUCAAAUCUUCGUAUACCCCGAUGCUACUUUGAAGGAGUUACCCGAACGCAUUACAAGCAGCUAGAGUUACAUAUUUUCGUUGACGCUAGUGAAGACGCGUAUGCCGCAGCUGGCUAUUUCCGUGUUCCCGACUCCUCGGGUGGAUUUUCCUGUUCGCUAGUGAUGGCCAAAACAAAGGUUGCCCCCUUAAAGCACUGGUCAAUACCUCGGUUAGAACUUCAAGGAGCUGUCUUAGGUACCCGGAUUAGAACCUUUAUCGAGGACGGACACACCGUAACCGUGCAACGUGUUGUCUUCUGGACUGAUUCCAGCACUGUCCUUGCCUGGAUCCGGUCCGACCAUCGUCGAUACACGCAAUUUGUGGCCUGUCGAGUCGGAGAAAUUCUCUCUUCCACGGACGUAUCCGAGUGGCGUUGGGUACCGUCGAAAUUGAACAUCGCCGAUCAAGCAACCAAAUAUAGUGAGAAACCACAGCUUCAUCAAAACAACGAAUGGUUCAAAGGACCUCAUUUCUUACGAGACGAAGAGAUCAACUGGCCCCAACCGAGAAAAUUGCCGGCAACAACUGAGGAAUUAAAAAUCUCAUUCUGCACGCACAUAAAUAUUUCUGUUCCUCAGCCAAUUCUUGUAUUCACUAAUUUCUCAAAAUGGGAAAGACUAUUACGCACGAUGUCAUAUGUAUACCAUUUCAUAAACCUCAAACUCAAUAUAAGUAAUCCUCAUUUACAGGAAGAACUUAAAGCGGCUGAAAAUGCAAUACUGCGCCUGGCACAAUGGCAAGCUUAUCCCGUAGAAUAUGAGCGUUUAAAGCGAAAACUGGAGAAUGAGAACGUGAUCCUUGAUAAAAAUAGUGAGAUUUAUCAAUUGAACCCAUAUUUGGACGAGCAUGGAGUUAUGAGAGUUGACGGUCGCAUCGGUGCAGCGACUAACGUUUCGAAUGCAGCUAAAUUUCCUGUUAUCUUGCCGAAAUCGCAUUAUCUGUACGAUUUCAAAACGGAAAUACUCAUAAAAAUCGGUUCAGUAGUAGUUUUGAUUUUAUAUCCAAAACAAUAA